Rhizophagus irregularis DAOM 181602=DAOM 197198 is the source of this 1419-nucleotide messenger RNA. RefSeq lists its product as uncharacterized. Gene Ontology annotation, biological process: mRNA export from nucleus. The record is from RefSeq and is a predicted model, not a curated record. Gene Ontology annotation, cellular component: nucleus. Gene Ontology annotation, molecular function: mRNA binding. Lineage: Eukaryota; Fungi; Glomeromycota; Glomeromycetes; Glomerales; Glomeraceae.
UUUUUGUGAAUAAAUAAAGUAAAAAAAAAGCGCGUUUAGUUGAUUUUAUAUGAAAUUAUAUAUUUAGCGGUCAUUUGACCUAUCUGAGUCAAUUAAUUUGACAAUAGUUUAUCUGUUAGAUUUUAGUCACAAACAAAAAGUUAUUUUCAUCCCUACAAAAACACCAUUCGUUCAUUUUUGAUUAUUGGUUUUUUUGCACCAUAUUAACUGGACAUAGAAGUUAUACUUUUUAAGAAUUUUCAAUUAAAAUGAGCGGUACUUUAAACAUGGCAAUUGAUGAUUAUAGUUCUAAUAGAAAACCAAAGGGGAGAUCAUCUCGAAGGGGUGGACGUGUUUCUUCCGGAAGUACUUCAAAUCGCAGUGCUCGUACUAGAAAUGCCCCCUACGUACGGCAGCGUCCUCCAAGAGGUGAUAUAAAUGGGCAAUGGUCCCACGAUCUUUUCGAGGACAGUAACUCUAACAGUCGCCGUUCAAAUGCAACCAGUUCUCGACGAAAUACUUCUAACUCUAAUGGAAAUAAUAAAUUGAUUGUGGAAAACUUAUUUUAUGAAGUAACUCAAGAAGAUCUUGAGGAAUUAUUUUCUGAAUGUGGUACCGUAAAGAAAGUUUAUAUACACUAUGAUCGUGCCGGUCGAAGUACUGGUGUAGCUGAUGUGGUUUUCGAAACACCAUCAGAAGCCGAAGCGGCUCUGCGGAAAUAUAAUGGAAAGACACUUGAUGGACUUCAAAUGAAAAUUAAAUAUGCUCCGUUGAAACCUACACAAAAAAAUGCAACCAUACGCGGUUCAUCUAACUCUAAUGGUGGCGGCUCAAUUAUGGAUCGCUUAGGUGGUAUACCAGUUAAGUCUGCUCGCGGAAAUAUUCGAGAAAGGCUAGGUAAUUCUUCACCUGCAGCACAUCGAGGUCGUGGUCGCGGACGUGGACGUGGCAGUAAUAAUUCACAAAAACCGUCUAAUCGUAAGCCUGUCACAUAUGAUGACCUUGAUGCAGAUUUAGAUGCUUAUAUGGCCAUUGAUGAUCUUUAAUUUUAAUACUGUAGGGUUCACAAAAUACAUCAAAGGGAGUAAAUGGAGAAAAUGGAAUGGAUUUGUCAUAGCAAUUUAAAUAGAUUGUAUGACAAAUGAUUGGAUUUAGAAUUCCUCUCAUUUUUUCUCACUAUGUACAGCGAAAAACUCUUAUGAUUUAAUAUGAGCAUUUAUUAAAUAUUUUUUCCGUGUUUUGUGGAUUAUGAUGCUCAGCAGGAAUUUAUUUUAUAUAUUAUUCACAGAGAUUCUCUUCGCUAUUUAUGAGAUUAUGCGAUUUAGAAACAUUGUUUCUUUCUUUAUCUUAUUCAUAUAUAAAGAGUUUUAAAUCUAGACCUAAUCCUUUUUUUAGUGGUUCAUAUAUUUACAAUGUUUUUUCACAUUAUAUUUUAGUAUA